Sitophilus oryzae (rice weevil) is the source of this 1573-nucleotide messenger RNA. Its product is annotated as high mobility group protein 20A-like. Gene Ontology annotation, biological process: regulation of gene expression. Gene Ontology annotation, cellular component: nucleus. Lineage: Eukaryota; Metazoa; Arthropoda; Insecta; Coleoptera; Curculionidae. The record is from RefSeq and is a predicted model, not a curated record. Bases 235 to 1179 code for a protein of 314 amino acids. The transcript is spliced from 6 exons.
UUUAUUUUUUAAAUAAAUUAUUGAAAAACUAAUUAAUAGAUGCACUUAUCGAGUUUUCUCUGUCUUUACUUAAAAAACUAAUAGCCAGAUAUCAUUAAAACGAUUUGUUUUUAUCUCCGGUUUUUAUUUUUUAUCAACGUCAAAUUUGGUCUGUCAAUUUUUUUCUGUUUCUAUUUACAACAUUUGGGAUUUGGUUUGGUUGACUAUAAAAAGGAGAUUAUUCCUCGUUAAAGUAUGGACAAAUUGGCAGUAACCCCUGAAGGCAAUGUUGUGGAUCCCAAAAAGCCAGAUUCCCCAAAAAUGUUGCAGAAUUCUGACGAAAAACAAGCUAAUGAUAUAGCUACGGAUAGUACCAAGCCUAAAACUCCAAAAGCUAAGAAAAGGAAGAAACCGAAAGACAGUACUGCCCCUAGACAGCCUUUAACAGGAUAUAUUCGAUAUCUGAAUGACCGAAGGGAAGCUGUCAGGACUUCCAAUCCAUCGCUCACAUUUGCUGAUAUUACUAAGAUCUUAGCCAGCGAGUGGAGUAAUUUACCUUCUGAUAAAAAGCAGCAAUACUUGGAUGCAGCUGAACUAGAUAGAGAAAGGUAUACAAAAGAAUACGAAGCAUAUAAACAGACCGAGGCAUACAAACAAUUUACCCAACUCCAGAACGAGAAGAAACUCAAAGAUAACAAAGAAAAAGAAAAGGAAGAUGUUAAAACUAUAGUUUCAAAUGUAAAUUCAUCUCAACCCCCUGUAACUAAAGACAUCCAGGAAAUGGACUUUGGCAACUUUGAUAUUCCCAUUUUUACUGAAGAAUUCCUUGAUCACAAUAAAACAAGAGAUGCAGAAUUAAGGCAGCUCAGAAAAAUCAAUACAGAUUACGAGCAACAGAACGCCACUCUGACCAAACACAUUGAAAACAUGAAAACGGCCAUAACUAAGCUGGAAACGGAGAUUUCACAACAGGAAAAGAAUAAUGUUUCUUUGCAACAGCAUCUGGAGCAUCUUAGGGCUACUCUGGCCACGGGAUUCGGUGGUGUUAAAUUACCAGGAAUCAGAGAAACUGCUUCCUUGCAAAAUAUUGACAAGUACAUGAUGAAUUUACACUCAAUAUUGCUGGAAAACAGCAGUCACGAUACGAAUUUGUUACAAACGGUCCGUGAUAUAGUGGCAAAGUUGGAGUUUAAUGGAUGACCGACAGUGAGGGCUUCGAAAAGGAAAAGAAAAGCAAAGAAGUUUUUUUAAUCGAGCUGGCACUAAUUUGACUAUGUGGAUGAAUGUAUUAAUUUUACUUAGGCCAGUAGAGUUGUUAAUUUUUUAAUUAAUUAUUUUUAUAAUUGUGUAUAUGGAUGUUGUUAUAAUUAAUUAGAUGGAUAAUCUAGUAACAUUAAUUUAUUUUAUCAAUUUUAACUGUGUGGAUGAAUGUAUUAAUUUUACUUAGGUUUUAAGUAAUUGCAUAAUUUUAACUCUCGCUGGAAUAGUUAAUUAAGUUUUUUAUAAUUGUAUAUAUUGAUAAAUUAGAUGGUUAAUCUAAGAAUGUAUAUUAGGUAUCUUGGACUAAUAAAUUUGCCAAAAAUUUCAUUUCCUU